Molecule: messenger RNA, 1113 nt
Organism: Lachancea mirantina
Lineage: Eukaryota; Fungi; Ascomycota; Saccharomycetes; Saccharomycetales; Saccharomycetaceae
Source: the annotation of a GenBank genome assembly
AUGAGGAGGAAAAUCAGCGGCUAUCAGAUCUUUCUGUUUUCGCUGUGUCCCGUUACGUUGGUUUUCGGGCACAUAUUGUCUUACUGGCUGAAUAUAGACGCAGAUAAAGAUGGAUGGUUUAACGUUUACUUCGUGAAGCGUGGAUGGUUUUGGACUAGUGUGGUGGGGUGGUGGUGUUUUAUCAGGUACAGAGGAUUGCAACAAGUCGGAUCGUGGAAAAAAGUGCUUUUAAGAUACGUGGUUUUGACGGCAUGGUGGCUUUUCUUCACGCAGUCCAUUAUCUCAGGAGCAGCACCCAUCAUGGACAUUGUAUUCACAUUGACUGGCGGUCGCUGCAAUUUUGACGUGUUUGACCCUAACGAAAUUCUACAAUGGAAGUUGAAUGAGAAAUUUCACGACACGGUAAACCGCCGUCAAAGAUCUUUGGCCAAACUAUACAAUGUGCUGAAAGAUUUAAAGGACGAUCCCACGAAUAUGGUCAAGCAUGCAUUAUCAAGGAUAGAGUCAUGGGUCAGCGAAAAUAAGGAUCAACUUAUGGAAGGUAAUUAUACGCCGGGUCAAUUAAAUGAGUAUAUCGAUGAAAUCUUGCAUCGUUGGCGCAAGAUAAACUCUUCAAACAUCUGCCAAUCUUUGGGUGGACAAUGGAUUGGUGGACAUGAUCCCAGUGGCCACAUUUUUCUCAUUACAUUGAUGUCAAUGUUUUUACUCGGUGAGUUGCAGGCCAUAGGGAAAAGAGCCUGGAGAGCUCUGUGGAAGGACAAAGCGGUGUUCGAAGAACUUCGAGCGCAUUGUAUCAAAAUCUUGACUUUGAAAACUCUGUGGGGUAUCAGAACCCGCCGGUCACCGGUGAACAAUGUAGGAGAUGUGCGAGAUGUGCUAAGAGCGUUAGUCAAACCACCUUUGGAGUCGGCUCGCGAGGUUUACUAUAUCGUUACAUUACUUGUCAAAUACGUGUUCUGGAAUAACCCGGUCAUACUGUUGGUGGUGCUUGUCGGCAUGUGGUGGUGGAGCUUUCUCAUCACCACAAUUGUUUUCCAUACCCUUUGGGAGCAGCUCAGUGGGCUGAUAUGUGCAUAUAUUGUCGCUACUUUGGUCUAUUUAAACAUUAACUGA